AUGCUAAACAGAGCCGUGGAAGACCAUAUAGCUGACAUUAAACACAAAAGAACAAAAGAAGAUGACGUGCCACCGUUGAAGAUGCAACGCGCGCCCAGCACUUCGGAGCGCACGCCUCUGGUGCAACCCACCUACGUCUUCGAGUCCAGCAUUUCGCGCAACUACCAGAAACGUCUGCGCAACUUCCAGUGCAUUGUAUGCAUUGUGCUGAUAGUCUUACUGUCGGUCGCCCUGCUGGUGACCGUCGGCUACAAUCUGGGGCUGGAGGAGAGCAACACUGACGCUAACGAUAGCGUCGAAAUAAAGGACACGGCCAAUCUGACCAUGCCGGCGACAUUGGCACCAUUACUGAAGAUGUCCUGGCCGUUGAAAGGCAAGAUGGCCGCGAACUGGACGCGUCAGCCGACCGCUGGCGCCAUAGCCACCGCGAUUUCCGGCGGGAAGGCGGCAUUGCGCGAGAGGAAGCAGAUGGAGGAACGGCUGGAGCCUCUGGCGAUGGACACUCCAGCCGCCAGGGCCCAGCGGGCGGCGGCCACGGGGGCCCACGUGAAGCCCCUAGCGGACACCGCCUUCGUGGUGGAGCACGCCACCAGGCUGCUGGCGAACGGAUCGGAUUUAUCCCCUAAGCCUGGCGACAUAGGAGUCGGCCCUCCCACCAAGGGUUGCUUCAGCGAGCCAGAUUACUGCAAACCGCCGACCGCCCCGUGCGUGAUGUCCAAGUAUCGUACCCAGGACGGCACUUGCAACAACCUAAACCACCCCCUGAGGUGGGGUGUCUCCAACACGCCCUUCCGAAGGGCGCUGCCGCCGGAUUACGGGGAUGGAAUAAGUUCCCCUCGGCGUGGUGCCAAUGGUGCCGAGCUGCCGAGCGCCCGUGACGUCAGCGUCACCGUCCACCGGCCCAGCUACGCGCACGACACGGAGUUCACCGUCAUGCUUGCCGUUUGGGGCCAGUUCCUCGACCACGACAUAACCGCCACCGCGCUCAGCAAGGGUGAGAACAGCAGCGCUCUAUCUUGCUGCCAGAUGAAUGAGACGCACCCAGAAUGCUUCCCGGUCCGUCUAGAUGCCGAGGACCCCUUCUACCAGGACUACAACGUCACUUGCAUGGAGUUCGUCAGGUCGGCUUCGGCGCCAACGUGCCACUUCGGCGCUAGAGAGCAGCUGAACCAGGCCACGGCGUUCAUAGACGCGUCCACCGUGUACGGCUUCGCCGAGACCAAGUCCUCGAGGCUCCGGCUGAAGGAGGACGGGCGGCUGAGGAUGCUGAAGAUCGGGCCCUGGGAGCUGCUGCCCCCCUCGACGGACCCCAACGACGGGUGCAACACCGUCGAGAUGAGCGCGCAGGGCCGCUAUUGUUUCGAGUCCGGUGACGACCGCGCCAACGAGAACCUCCACCUCACGACGAUGCACCUGCUGUGGGCGAGGCAGCACAACCGCGUGGCGGCGACCCUCGCCCGCCUCAACCCCUCGUGGGACGACGAGACGGUGUUCCAGGAGACCAGGCGCAUCUUGGGGGCGCAGAUGCAGCACAUCACCUACGCAGAGUUCCUGCCAGCGAUCCUCGGGAGUGACGUCAUGUGGGCGCUGAAUUUGACCUUGCAGACAGACGGCUACUCGGACCACUACGACCCUGAUGUGGACCCCACCAUCGCCAACUACUUCGCGGCGGCCGCUUUCCGCUUCGCGCACACGCUACUGCCGGGGUUGAUUCGUAACGUGGACUCCAGCAGUGGCAGCAUCAACUACGUGCACCUUCACGAGAUGCUGUUCAACCCCUACGCCCUGUACAGGGAGAGGGGUGCCAGGGCUUCUGUUGCCUCCGCCAUCUCCACGCCAGUGCACACCGUAGAUCCCCACGUCACCACCGAGCUGACCGACCACCUGUUCGAGCGCUCGGUCGUCGUGAACGUCUCCACGAUGGCGACCAAGAGGCAGGGCCCCUGCGGCCUGGACCUCAUCUCGCUGAACAUCCAGCGAGGGCGCGACCACGGGCUGCCCGCCUACCCCGCCUGGCGGGAGCACUGCGGCCUCUCCAGGCCCAAAACCUUCGACGACCUCACCAAAAUCCUCGACGAGCUGUCCAUGAGUAGGAUCACGAAGAUCUACACUUCCGUGGAGGACAUAGAUCUGUACACGGGCGCUUUGGCUGAGAGGCCUCGCGGGCGCCUGCUGGGGCCCACGCUCAGCUGCCUGCUGGCCGACCAGUUCCUGCGAAUCAAGAUCGCCGACCGCUUCUGGUACGAGAGCGGAGAUCCGCAAGUUUCCUUCACAUUAGAGCAACUCGCGGAGAUUAGGAAGACGACAUUGGCCAGCGUGAUUUGCGCGAACGAGGAUCUGUUAGACCAGGCGCAGCCCAGGGUGAUGGAAGCGCUGAGCGCCGUCAACCCGUUGGUCGACUGCAAAGAACUGCCCCAACCGGACUUCACGGCCUGGACGGUUCCCGGACCACAGAAUAAACCCGAUAAGAAACAGAGGACGACCAGAAAACCAAAAGCCGCCCAUGGC
Molecule: messenger RNA, 2508 nt
Organism: Iphiclides podalirius (scarce swallowtail)
Lineage: Eukaryota; Metazoa; Arthropoda; Insecta; Lepidoptera; Papilionidae
Source: the annotation of a GenBank genome assembly